AUGAGACCUACUAGUUUGCUAUUGAACGCGGCCAAGAAACAAAAGUCUGGCUUCGACAUCCCUGUUGAACUGACUCCUCUGUUUGUCGCCAUGGGUGUUGCCGUCUCCUCUGCCUGCUGGUUCACUUACAAGAAGUUUAGAUGGGACGAAAGUCUGAGAGUUGGUAGAAAGAACCCUGACAGAUCUGGCCUGAAGACGAUCUUGGAGGAGCCUGAAAAGUUCGAAAAGAAAGAGUAA
This is a messenger RNA of Lachancea thermotolerans CBS 6340, 237 nucleotides long. It is a transcript of the gene MRA1, whose product is annotated as Mra1p. The transcript has 2 exons. Bases 1 to 237 code for a protein of 78 amino acids. The record is from RefSeq and is a predicted model, not a curated record. Lineage: Eukaryota; Fungi; Ascomycota; Saccharomycetes; Saccharomycetales; Saccharomycetaceae.